AUGAAGGGAUUCAGACAGAGAGUGCAUGAGCAGUUGUCGCGGGCAAAGGAUGCCAAUAAGUCAUCGAAGAAGAAGGACUCCAACUCCGCACCCCAACAGGCGUCCCUCGGCAUCCAUCCUCCACAGCAGUCGGCAUCUCCGAACCAAGGUACACCAACAUCGUCCACAACCUCCCUGAAUGAUGCACGAGGAAAAUCGCCAGACGAUGCCUCCCCGGCAGUAACUCCCUCAGGGGGCGCUGGCGCACCGGCUCAACAUUAUAUACCCCAAGGGGCUGGGUUGGCCGGUCAGCCGGUGAGCAAUGGCCCAGGAACCCCCACCAGACAGGGCCAGCCAGUAGCACCAAGUGUGAUCAUCAGCCCUAGCGCUCCGCAUGCCCCUCCCCCAGGUGCCGCCGAGACCAUGCCCGGAGACUUAGCACCACCGCGGAAAUCCCAUGUAUUCGAUCGCCUCCAAACUACCCCCAAGGACAUGUCGGAGGGAAUCCGGACUCCCAAACGGCAGCAUUCUUCGCGAUUUGACAUCUCUGAUCAGCGCCAGAGAGAGCUAGAGAAACUGCCAGGCUUCCACGAAGUCGCCCCAAACCGGCGCCAGGAUCUGUUUAUGCAGAAGAUCGACCAGUGCAACAUUAUCUUCGAUUUCAAUGAUCCUACUGCGGACAUGAAGUCCAAGGAGAUCAAGAGGCUGGCUCUCCAUGAGCUCUUAGAUUAUGUCGCCAACAACCGGUCUGUCAUCACAGAGCCCAUGUACCCUCGUGUCGUGGAGAUGUUUGCCAAGAACCUGUUUCGCCCGAUUCCUCCUCCAAUGACCCCCCAGGGAGAGGCAUUUGAUCCGGAGGAGGAUGAGCCUGUCUUAGAAGUGGCUUGGCCACACAUCCAGGUCGUUUACGAGUUUUUCUUACGUUUUAUCGAGAGCCAGGAUUUCAACACGAACAUCGCGAAGGCAUAUAUCGAUCAUCAGUUUGUGCUUCAGCUGCUGGAUUUGUUUGAUUCUGAAGACCCUCGGGAGCGUGAUUUCUUGAAGACAACCUUGCACCGUAUCUAUGGCAAAUUUUUGAACUUGCGGUCAUACAUUCGACGAUCCAUCAACAAUGUUUUCUUCCAGUUCAUGUAUGAAACAGAGAGGCACAACGGCAUCGCUGAAUUGUUGGAAAUUUUGGGUUCUAUCAUCAACGGCUUUGCUCUCCCACUGAAAGAAGAGCACAAACUCUUUUUGACACGAGUCCUUCUUCCCAUGCACAAGGUCAAAAGCCUGAGCAUGUAUCACCCGCAACUGGCCUACUGUAUUGUCCAGUUCCUGGAGAAGGACUCUACCCUCACGGAAGAUGUUGUUCUUGGAUUACUGCGCUAUUGGCCGAAGACAAACAGCACCAAGGAGGUUAUGUAUCUCAACGAAGUGGAGGACAUCUUCGAGGUCAUGGAUCCAGCUGAAUUCGCUAAGGUGCAAGAGCCUCUUUUCCACCAGUUGGCCAAGUCAGUCGCCAGUCCGCAUUUCCAGGUCGCCGAGCGUGCUCUUUACUUCUGGAACAACGAGUACUUCUGCAACCUCGUCAGCGAUAAUGUGGAAACCAUCCUUCCGAUCAUGUUUGCUCCACUUUAUGAGAAUUCCAAGGGCCACUGGAACCGGACUAUCCACAGCAUGGUGUACAACGCUAUGAAAAUGUUCAUGGAGAUUAACCCCCAGCUUUUCGACGAGUGCUCCCACGAGUAUACCGAACACCAGAAUAGCGCAGAUCAGCGGGAAAGGACUCGCAAAGACCGGUGGGAUUUGAUUGAACAACAAGCCAAGCGGCAAAACGGGGCACCAGCCCUGCCGCCCGCUCCCAACCUCAAUGUCCCGGAGCCGAUCGAUGAAGUGGAAGCUUUGACAACAGAUAGCCAAAAGCGGCUGAAUAACCUGAAGCUGGAGGAAUCCGAAGCCCCGAAGGAGCGCCCUGCUCGGGAAGGAACCCCAAAUUCGCCAGCGUGA
Molecule: messenger RNA, 1968 nt
Organism: Penicillium longicatenatum
Lineage: Eukaryota; Fungi; Ascomycota; Eurotiomycetes; Eurotiales; Aspergillaceae
Product: protein phosphatase 2A regulatory subunit RTS1
Exons: 7
Coding region: 1-1968 (655 amino acids)
Biological process (GO): signal transduction
Cellular component (GO): protein phosphatase type 2A complex
Molecular function (GO): protein phosphatase regulator activity
Source: RefSeq, a predicted model, not a curated record